Molecule: messenger RNA, 6538 nt
Organism: Alnus glutinosa
Lineage: Eukaryota; Viridiplantae; Streptophyta; Magnoliopsida; Fagales; Betulaceae
Product: transcriptional activator DEMETER
Exons: 20
Coding region: 329-6253 (1974 amino acids)
Biological process (GO): base-excision repair
Molecular function (GO): 4 iron, 4 sulfur cluster binding; DNA demethylase activity; DNA N-glycosylase activity
Source: RefSeq, a predicted model, not a curated record
AGUUGGGCUUCUUUUCCUGCCUUUUUCCUCUCCCUACUUUCUCUCUUUGUUUCUCUCUCCUGGUUUAACCGUGGAGACUGGGCUUCAUACCGUCCGGCAUUGACUUACCGCUGAGACUCGCCUGUCCGGCAAUCUGACUCACCGCCAGAUCGGUUUUAUGAGAGAAAGAUGUGUUCAGGCAAAUGGGGCAAAAAGUCAAGAAUGGGUUUCAGAAACCUAGAGGAAGCUGAUUAGAGGCUUGAAGAAGCACAGGGAUUUACGUUAACAUAACAGAGAAGAAGUGGAAGAAUUUGUCUGGGAUGGGAAUUGCUGGAUAAAAAGACCAAGGAUGAAUUUUGGAGGGGGAGUUUCAAUUCCACAGGAAAAAGAAGAGGUUCAAAUUAUGGGUUCUUGGAUACCCAUCACACCGGAGAAGCCAAUCCCGGCAAGAUCUCAUCCGAUCCCAGUCGACGGGAGAGCGAAUUGGCAAGAACUGGCCGGAUGCUCAGAUGGGUACGCAGAAGAGAUACCCAAUUGCAAUGGCUUUGGGCAGAAUUUGAACCCAAUUGGACACGUGGUUCAGAACGGAGGAGGCUACUAUGGCUGCGAUGGAGGCUUGCCUGAGAAAAACCGGGUGAUCAAUCACAUUGCAGGCUCCUACACACAGGCCUUCAACAAUGACGACAGCGAGGUUUGGAAGACUAAUCCAUUGGCGAAGCUUCUGCUAAUGCAUAAUUCGUCUUUCAUCGCCUCUGCAAACAGGAACAUGAAUACAAGUUUAAACAUGGCAGCAGCUAGGCCUCUGAUUCCGAAUACGUAUUCUCCGGUUGACCGCAACGGGAGAGAUUUCGUGUCCAGUAACCUCUUGCUCAACAACCAGAAUCAGUACUCAAGUUUUAACCCGUUAAGUAAUUUGGCAAAUGAGCCUCUGAUUCCGAAUAUGUGUUCUCAAGUCGCCGCGGUCGGCAAUCGAACAGAUUCAAGCCCCGGUAGCUUGUUGCCGAGAAACCAAAAUCACUUCUCUGGGUCAAACUCAUUGAGCAACAGUGAUAUCUUUUCCCAGAAACCCCUGCAUGGAUUCCCCAUACCUUACCAACUCCACUAUGAUCUAAAUUCCCCGCCAACAGAAGUAUAUGCUGCGCCAAGUGUUAACAACAACCCCCAGUUCGCACCAAUAACACCAGAUCAGGUCAAGAAGUUGGGUAACAACCAGCUUUUGGCAACAUUGAACAUCGCAAUAAAUGAAAGCUCAAGUGAGGAAAAAGAAAAUGAGACUUUACUCACAUCAUUAGUAAACAAGGCACAUCAGCAACAUAGUGACGAACUCCUACAAAGCAUUGUAGAAUCGUCCUCUGCUGCCAUUUCUACACCAGACAAGGAAACUAACGAUUCUGAGAAGGGAAGUAAUGAAGGCAUUGAUCUGAACAAGACACCCAAUCAGAAACCGCCCAGACGAAGAAAACACAGGCCGAAGGUAAUAAAGGAAGCAAAAGCCAAAAGGACUCCAAAGCCGGCAACUCCGAAAAAUACAACGGAGAACCCAACAGGAAAGAGGAAGUAUGUACGCAAGAAUGUUCAGAAAGAACCAGCAACUGAACAGGGAGAUGCUACAAGGGAAAUAGCAGAUCUGAAUAGCGGAACUGCUGCAAAAUCCUGCAGGAGAGUUUUAAAUUUUGACUCGGAGAAUACCGGAGAUGAAAUCCAGGGCAAAGUAGUUGGUCAGCAGGAGGUGUUGCAGCAUAGGAAUAAAAGGGCCUUUAGUUCAGACUCUCAAGCCAUAGAAUUGUGCUUUGGACCUUACAGUUUGUCUGGAACAAAGUCAGCUGAGCAGAUCAAUCAGUGGAAUAGAUUUAUGGUAGAAUACCAGUCACCUGGAACCAUAAGUAACUUAGCCCCUUCCAUGAAUCAAUUGCACACCGAGUACGGAUUACUGCAAGAAAGGCCAGCAGCUGCAGCCUCAUUAGCUCCAGUAAAAGACCUGCCAGAAUAUUUACAAGUGAUUGAGAGAAAUAAAGAUAAGGGAUAUACUGAUCCGUGCCAGAACAGGUGCAGAAAUGGAUACACUGUCAUACAGCAACAAAUCCAUGCAGAAGGACUAGACCAAGUUGUAUUUCAAGCAAAAACUAAUCAUGAAAGCUCUGAGAAAGAUAUUUCCCGGAGCACACGUCAACCAGUUCCAAAGUUUCCAUCCGAUUCCAGUGCAGCAAGAGGGUCCAAGAGAGAACAUUUCCGUACCAUUGAGCACAUGCAUCCCAGUACCAACAAUCCAAUUAGUUCAUUACCGUACCAAUCUCAAGUGUAUGAAUGUCACAGAAAUGGCCACAUUCUUGGCGAAGAUUUUACAGGAACUUACAAAAAAACAAGAACUGAGAGUGGACUCCUUACAGACAUCUCUGAAAUGCCAUGUGUUACACAAGUUGAAGAUGGUUCAGGAAAAGUUAAAACAAAGCAGAUGAAUGAUACCAGUGUAUGUGGGUUUACAACAAAAAAGGACCAUGAAAUAUUGAACUCUUACUUUGAAAGAAAUAGAAUUGCCAAGAGACAAAGUGAGGUCAACAAUCACUCCUUGGCUGCCAGACAUUAUUUGCCAAUGCAACAGAUUUCGUCCAAACUGCAUUCACACACGGAAAGGAUGGGAGAGACCAACGGGUUAAAUCCGGUACAUAGCUUUCCCUCCCUAGCUGCAAUUGAGGGAGGGUUACAUCCGGUCCAGCUCCCACCAUCCCCUCCCAAACAAGCUCCAGAACUAGAGAACAGGCAGGUAAUUCAAACUUCCCAUGUUCAGUUAUUACCAACAGAGCAGACCUUGGGAUGCACUCCAUCAAGAUCAGUUUCAUCUGGAAGAAAAAAAAUGCUGAAAAACCAGGAUGCCUCUUAUGACUAUCAGAAACCCACACCAAAAAGACGAGGUCGUCCACCGACAAAAAAGAUAUAUCCCAUACCUAUAGAUGAAAUCAUUUAUCGACUGAAGGGUCUCAAUCUCAAUGAGGGGAGCAACAAAUUAGUCAUGCAAGAGCAAAAUGCAGUCGUUGUAUACAGGGGAGAUGGUGCACUUGUUCCAUAUGCAGGGGCUGAAUUUAUUAAGAGACGGAAGCCGCGGCCAAAAGUAGACCUUGACCCAGAAUCAAAUAGAAUUUGGAAUCUUUUGAUGGGUAAGGAAGAAAGCAAAGGCUGUGAAGGAACUGACAUGCAAAAAGAGAAAUGGUGGGAAGAGGAAAGGAAAGUUUUUCGUGGCCGAACUGAUUCAUUUAUUGCGAGAAUGCACCUUAUUCAAGGAGAUAGACGUUUCUCACGGUGGAAAGGAUCUGUUGUUGACUCAGUGAUAGGAGUCUUCCUUACCCAAAAUGUUUCAGACCAUCUUUCAAGCUCUGCCUUCAUGUCUCUGGCAGCAAGAUUUCCUCUUAAGUCGACAAGCAACAACAUGGCAUGUCAGAACGAUGGGACAAACAUACUCUUCAAGGAAUCUGAAGUCUGCAUACUAAAUCAGGGCGACACCAUCAGAUGGCAUGAAAAGGUCUCAACUCAACCAAUCUACAAUGGAAGCUCUAUGACACACAAAGAAUUAGCAGAGCAUCAGGGAGGUGGUGAAACUUCAGUAAUAGAAAGGAGGCUCGUGGAGGCACAUAGUCAGGGCAUGGAGGAAGAAGUUAUAUCACAAGAUUCUUUUGAUUCCUCAGUCAUUCAAGGCACUGGAGGACCUAGAUCCUGCUCAGGCUCCAACUCAGAAGAGGAAGAUUUUAUUACUGGCUGCAGACCCAGUGAGAUUCAUUUUCCAACUUUAACAAAUCUUUUACAGAUGGAGAAAACCACAUUCCAGGAAUUUUACAGCCAUGAAAAUAGUUCACUUAUGGAUGAGAUACCAAGGUCUGUGCAGAAGCAAUCUGACUAUGCAGAGCACGCACAUGAGAAGUCAAGAUUGGACAUAGCAGAUGAUUUCAAUGGCACUUCUGCAUUUACUUAUCCCAACAAUCCUGGCAAUCUACAAAUGCAAGAACAAGUAGCUCCUUCAUGCAACCACCAUUUGCACACGAUCCCAGACUGUGGAGUACCAGAAGUGGAGAAUUUUGAAGCACUAAGUGAAGAAAGCAUAUCCCCUUGGCCUUCAACUGAUUUUAUCCUUCCCAAGGCAAAAGAUGAAAAUUGCACGGGCUUUAGGAUUGCAGGUCAGGCAGAAAGUGUAGGUAAGAGCGCAGUACAACAGAAUGCCCUGCCGUGGUCUCAAGAAACACCAAGAAUGGACCCAUAUAUAACAAAAAGCAACCACUCAGUGCACCAAGAAAGCAAUUCUCAGCCAGGACCGUGUACUGUUUAUAAUCAACCAUCCUGCCACAAUCAUCAACUGGAUGUGAACAAAUCCCUCCAAGUGGAAAGCCCAUCAUGUACAGGAACUGUAAAAUUUGCUAAUGCACUGGCUGGGAAGCAGAAUAAUAGCAUGCAGCAUGUCCCAAGUGUCCCUAAACCCGGAGAAAACACUGAGGAGAGAAUCUUCGUAAUGAAUAAGCAAAUACACUUGGAAAAUAGAUUUGCUGAACCAAAUUCAAAUGAGCAAGUUUAUUCUUCUGGUCAGGCAUACAGUGAGACAAGUUCAAAAAUUUCAAAAGUGAAAAAAAGAGAGACAGAGAGUGAGAAAAAGAGUGCAGUUGACUGGGACAGUUUAAGAAAGCAAGUGCAGGCCAAUGGUAGGUAUAAAGAAAGAAGCAAAGAUGCACAGGACUCCCUGGACUAUGAAGCGGUGAGAUGUGCUAAUGUUGCUGAGGUUUCUAAUGCUAUAAAAGAACGAGGGAUGAAUAACAUGCUAGCAGAACGGAUCAAGGAAUUCCUAGACCGACUCGUUAGAGAACAUGGAAGCCUCGAUCUGGAAUGGUUAAGAGAUGUGCCCCCUGAUAAAGCAAAGGAUUUUCUGUUAAGCGUACGAGGACUCGGGUUGAAAAGUGUGGAGUGUGUACGGCUUUUAACGCUCCAUCAUCUUGCUUUUCCAGUUGACACUAAUGUUGGAAGGAUAGCAGUUCGACUGGGAUGGGUCCCCCUCCAACCCCUGCCAGAGUCACUUCAGUUACACCUCCUAGAACUGUAUCCGGUGUUGGAGUCAAUUCAAAAAUAUCUCUGGCCAAGAUUAUGCAAGCUCGAUCAACGAACACUGUAUGAGCUACACUACCAAUUGAUCACAUUCGGAAAGGUUUUCUGCACAAAAAGUAAACCAAAUUGCAAUGCAUGUCCAAUGAGAGGAGAGUGCAGACACUUUGCAAGCGCUUUCGCAAGCGCAAGACUUGCCCUGCCAGGGCCAGAAGAGAAGAGUAUUGUGAGCUCAACUGUUCCCAUUGCAGAUGAGAGAAACCCAGCUGUAGUUAUCAACCCCCUGCCACUACCUCCACCUCCACCUGGGAACGUUUCACUGAAAGAAAGAGGUUAUGAAAGUCGCAAAUGUGAACCAAUCAUUGAAGAACCAGCAACACCAGAACAAGAAUGCACAGAGAUCUCGGAAAGCGACAUUGAGGAUGCAUUCUAUGAGGAUCCUGAUGAAAUUCCUACCAUCAAACUCAACAUUGAAGAGUUCACAGUGAAUCUACAAAAUUACAUGGAAGGGAACAUGGAACUGCAAGAAGGUGACAUGUCCAAGGCUUUGGUUGCCUUAAAUCCAGAAGUUGCUUCUAUCCCUACACCCAAACUGAAGAAUGUGAGUCGGCUAAGAACCGAGCACCAAGUGUAUGAACUUCCAGAUUCACAUCCACUCUUGGAAGGGAUGGACAAACGAGAACCUGAUGAUCCAAGCCCAUACCUUCUUGCUAUAUGGACACCAGGUGAAACUGCAAAUUCAAUUCAACCACCAGAAGGAAGUUGUGGAUCUCAAGAACCUAACAAGUUGUGUGAUGAGAAGACUUGCUUCUCAUGCAAUAGUGUAAGAGAAGCUAAUGCACAAACAGUCAGAGGAACACUGCUGGUACCAUGUAGAACAGCAAUGAGAGGCAGCUUUCCUCUCAAUGGUACAUACUUUCAAGUCAACGAGGUCUUUGCAGAUCAUGAAUCUAGCCUGAACCCAAUUGAUGUUCCAAGAGCAUGGAUAUGGAAUUUGCGGAGACGGACCGUAUACUUUGGAACCUCUGUGUCAUCAAUAUUUAAAGGCCUAUCUACCGAGGGAAUUCAAUACUGCUUUUGGAGAGGAUUUGUCUGUGUGAGGGGAUUCGACCAAAAAACACGAGCCCCUAGACCAUUAAAGGCCAGAUUACAUUUCCCUGCAAGUAAGUUGGCCAAGACAAAAACUGAGAACAAAAGAUAAAUAGGAUAUGAAGCAGAGAUGACUACUAGCUGAAGGUACAAAGCAAGGCUGUUGGUACAAAACAAAAUUGAUGCUAACGGAGUGCGAGGGAUGACCAUCUACUAACAUGUUGUAGGUUCAAUAAUUCUUAUUCUAACAUGAUAUGCAUUCACUACCUCUUAGCCACGGAAGAGAAAUUUUCGAGUCAAAAUGUGAGAUCCUAUGACAAAAGGAAUGUAGCCUGUAAACAAUUGAAAUUAUGAUCAUUAUUUCAUUCUUGCUCUUAACAGAGCCAUUCUUCAGAAA